AACUAAAUUACUGUUUUCUGCUUUUCUAAUCAUUAAUUUUUUUUAAACAUGAAGUUUUCCAUUUUUAUUACAUUUUCAGAACAUAAUUUAGCUUAACAUGGACUCGUCCGAAAAUAUAAGGUUUACUGCUCCGCGGUUGUCUUUGCCUCUUUUUAUGAUAUCAAGAAAUCGAAUAAAAUUUGCAAAAAUUAAUAGUUUGAAAAAAUAUAUAAAGAAAAAUAUCCAUAUAUAUGGGAAACAUAUUGAUCCAGAAUUUGAAAGAGCAACUAUACAAUAUUUCCAACAUGUCGUGGGUAUGAAAAAAUAUUCCUCGUCUAGGACAAACCAUCGGAAUUUAAAUGUUACUGCGAAAUGCAGAAUAACAGGUUUAGAAAAAUCCUGGUAUUUACCACCCAGUCGUUAUGAUACGAGUAAAAAACCAUUUGACAGCAGGUGUGGAAUGGGUGGUGCAUACUGGCCUAAAAGACAUAUUCAUCAAGCAAAACCUCGACCAAGUUUCCGUCAACCACUUAACAGUUUCUACAACACACCGACUAUAACUGAGAGACUUUUCGCACCUUGCCUUAGGACAAAAGGAGUUUUUCUAUCAAAUGCCCGCGAACGACGUGCUACAAGCCGAUGUAUGGUUAGUAAUAUAGGGACAUGUUACAAAAAUCCUUCAGAACCUGGUCCAACAACCUAUAACCCAUCUUGUAAAGAACAUACAAAUAAAAACUUAUCAUCAAAUGUAAAAAAACCGAAUCCACAUUUGUUUUAUAGAUUAUCAACGGUACCAGUGAAAAUAAAUAGUAUUCAUACACGUCAUACAAGCUUCACCGGCGCACCCGGCCGUUAUGAGAUUCGUUAUCCCAAUAUCUGUCCUUGCUCCACAAAACUUGUUUAUCAACCUCAAAUCAAUCUUAUAAUUGAAAAAGAGAAGCGUAAAAAAUUUCGCCGUUUACCGUAUCAAGCAAUUAAGACAAGAUGCUUUACAUCACCAGAUUGGAGACAUGUAAAAGGACGAGGGUUUCGUCAUCUCUUUAAAGGAGCUAAGCUCAUCAAACUAGCUCUAUCAGCUCAAGAGGGCAAGAAACUAAAAAAUAUUCAACUUUAUCCAGAUUCAAAAUAUAUUGCAAUGAUAAACAAUCCUUUGCGGACACCGCUGUUUUUAAGACCAAAUUACAUAUCGACUACAAAGCCACAGAUUAAAUUUAAUUGCAUUGCAAAGAGAGUUACACGAAAACAAUUGAGGAAUAAUAAAAAGAUUGCAUUUAGUAGCACCCAAGAGCGUUUCCGUGAUAGUUAUCGUUUACCCAUUCUAACUCUGAGCCAACAAGAACAACUCAAACAGUCCCUGCCAUAUGAGCGUCAAUUUCGAGAUCAUCCUAUUAUGAAUAAACUGCCAUCCGAUAUAAAAUCAAAACUAUACCAAACACCAAAACACAUGCAACUUAAUUAUGAGCCAAAGUUAAGAAAAAAGAUAUUCAAAUUUCAAGCGUUACCUCAAGCCAAAGUACUGGUAACAGAGAAUGAUACAAACACAAGUGAAGCUGGAAGAGAAGGCUAUUACUUGAAAAUAUUAGAAGCUAAUGAUUUUUUUAAAGAUAAAAUUUAAUUAUGAUGUAUAUGUGAUUUCGUUAACAAACCUUUUUGGCCAUUUUGAGCAAUAUCUAACAGGGCAGA
Messenger RNA from Lucilia sericata (common green bottle fly), 1662 nucleotides. RefSeq lists its product as uncharacterized. NCBI's taxonomy places the organism in Eukaryota, Metazoa, Arthropoda, Insecta, Diptera, Calliphoridae. The record is from RefSeq and is a predicted model, not a curated record. Bases 98 to 1594 code for a protein of 498 amino acids. The transcript has 5 exons.